Messenger RNA from Acipenser ruthenus (sterlet), 4876 nucleotides. RefSeq names its product uronyl 2-sulfotransferase a (gene usta). The transcript is spliced from 8 exons. The record is from RefSeq and is a predicted model, not a curated record. Gene Ontology annotation, molecular function: sulfotransferase activity. Gene Ontology annotation, cellular component: membrane. The coding region runs from base 426 to 1496 and encodes 356 amino acids. Lineage: Eukaryota; Metazoa; Chordata; Actinopteri; Acipenseriformes; Acipenseridae.
UGUCCUCGGCUCACCGCGCACCAGCGACCCCUGUAGUCUAGCCGGGCGCCUGCAGGCUUGCCUGUAAGCUGCCCAGAGCUGCGUUGUCCUCCGACGCUGUAGCUCUGAGGCGGCUGCACGGUGAGUUUGCAGUGUGUAAAGAAGCGGGCGGCUGACGGCACACGCUUCGGAGGACAGCGUGUGUUCAUCUUCGCCCCUCCCGAGUCAGCGCAGGGGUGGUAGCGGUGAGCUGAGCCUAAAAAAUAAUUGGGCUUUUCAAAUUGGGGAGAAAAUAAUAAAAACUAAUUGGCAACGACUACAUUUUUUAAAAAAUUUAAAAAAAAAAAAAAAAAAAAAAAAAAAAACUGAAAUGAAUUGAUACAUAAAUUUGAGCAUGUUUCAUACAUUUUAUCCUGCAGACUGGUGCCUCUGACGUAGGACUAGGAAUGGACCUCCAGGAGGUAGAGAGCGAGGGGCAUUUGGUAUUGUACAUUAACAGGAAGCUGCUCGUGCGAGAGUCUCAGAGACCAGGAAAUUCCACUUUCUUGGAUGAUCACGGACCCCCACUCCCUAGGGUCCUGCCAUUCCCAAGCCAGGUUGUCUAUAACCGGGUCGGAAAGUGUGGGAGUCGCACUGUCGUGCUGCUGUUGAGGAUCCUGUCUGAAAGACAGGAUUUUAAUCUGGUCGCCUCCGACAUCCAUAACAAAACCAGGCUGACCAAACACGAGCAGGCGGACCUGAUGAAAAAUAUUAGCAAUAUUCCACAGCCAUUCCUUUACACUCGGCAUGUGCACUUUCUCAACUUCACAAGGUUUGGAAUAGAACAGCCUGUGUACAUCAAUAUAAUCAGGGAUCCAAUAAACCGGUUUCUGUCCAACUACUUCUUCCGUCGGUUCGGUGAUUGGAGAGGGGAACAGAACCACAUGAUCCGAACGCCAGGAAUGAAGAAUGAGGAGCGAUAUCUGGACAUCAAUGAGUGCAUUCUUGAAAACUACCCCGAAUGCUCCAAUCCCAGGCUGUUUUACAUCAUCCCUUAUUUCUGUGGACAGCAUCCAAGGUGCAGGGAGCCAGGAGAAUGGGCUCUGGAGAGGGCCAAGCAGAACGUGCUGGAGAAUUUCCUCCUGGUGGGAAUUCUGGAGGAGCUGGAAGAUGUGCUUCUGUUACUGGAACGAUUCUUACCUCAUUUCUUCAAAGAUGUGGUCAGCAUCUACAAAAGUCCAGAAUACAGGAAGUUGGGGAACAUGACUGGGACUGUGAGAAAGCACACUCCUUCACUGGAAGCCCUCCAGGUGCUCUACCAGCGCAUGCAAUAUGAAUAUGACUUUUACUACUUCAUCAGAGAUCAGUUCCACCUGAUGAAAAAGAAAAUCGGACUGAAGUCACAAUCCCGUCCAACUCGCACUCCAGGGUUCUUGCAAGCAUCUCAACUGAAGACUGAGCAGCCGGAGGAGGAGGAGGAGGAGGAGGCGGAGGAAGAAGAGGAAGCGGGGGAGGAUAACUGGUUGGAGCAUCCUUGAUCACACCUGAUAUAUCCAAGGACCUGCGCUAACAUGCGCUGGCAUUUCAGUGUACAUUCCUACUCAGCUGGGAACGUGGAUGUUGGGUGCCCAUGUUUCUUGACAGGAUGGUGCAGUGUUCGAGGAGGAUCCUCAUGGUUGUGACUUCUUUUUUUUUUAUAACUCAGCAGUUCAGAGGCAAUCAUAUACUGAAAUCUCCAGGUGAGAAAUGGUAGAUUUGGACCUUGCUGACUGAUCUUGUGUUGAAAGAAUUAUGACUUUGGCAUCUAUUUUAAAAAUGUUUGACAUCAUGUGUAAAUCCAGAUAACUUUAUAAUAUUGUAGUGGUUAAUUUUCUACAUGCACAAUCUAUAGAAUGAUACAUCAAAAUGGUCUAUAGUACAAUCUGAGGGCUCCAUGCUUUCCAGUUGAGUCUCACUCCUCCACUAUCAACGCUGCAAUUGAGUGGAUUCAUAUUUUGCAGCAGCACAGCUUUUCAUCCACACCUUCCAGUAGAUUUGCGUGUACUGCACCUUUACCUUGGAGAAACUAGAGCUAUUGUUUCUUGAGAGAGUUAACCAUUAAGGUGCAAAGAAUAUUUGUAGUACAGUUUUCUACCUUAUUUUUUAAACUCACAAAAUAAGGUUUGUAUUGUAAAUUCUGAGUCCGUUAUUACUUGGGUUGAUCUAUGUAAAACCAUUGCUGCAAAAAAGCGUAGCAGAGUUUUGUUGACCUGUAUUGUGAUUUAUCCAUGACAUUAGGUUAUGUAAUGUAUAUAGAGUAGAUGAGACCUCUAUGUAACGCCUUAUGCAAAGGACUGCACCUAUUACAGCUCUGUCCUUUAACACAUUGCAGGGUGUGGUGGGUUUGUGGAGAGACUACUGUAUGUAAUUGGAACCCCACUGCUUACAAGAUUAUUAGUUACAGACGUGCUCAAAUUUGUUGGUACCCCUCCACAAAAAACAAAGAAUGCACAAUUUUCUCUGAAAUAACUUGAAACUGACAAAAGUAAUUGGCAUCCACCAUUGUUUAUUCCAUAUUUAAUAGAAAUCAGAUUUUGCUUUUGAUUUUUUAUUCAACAUAAUAUUGUAAAUAAUAAAACAAAUGAAAAUGGCAUGGACAAAAAUGAUGGGACCGCUAACCUAAUAUUUUGUUGCACAACCUUUAGAGGCAAUCACUGCAAUCAAACAUUUUCUGUAGCUCUCAAUGAGACUUCUGCACCUGUUAACAGGUAGUUUGGCCCACUCUUCCUGAGCAAACUGCUCCAGCUGUCUCAGGUUUGAUGGGUGCCUUCUCCAGACUGCAAGUUUCAGCUCUUUCCAUAGAUGUUCGAUAGGAUUCAGAUCAGGACUCCUAGAAGGCCACUUCAGAAUAGUCCAGUGUUUUGUUCUUAUCCAUUCUUGGGUGCUUUUAGCUGUGUGUUUUGGGUCAUUAUCCUGUUGGAGGACCCAUGACCUGCGACUGAGACAGAGCUUUCUGACACUGGGCAGUACGUUUCGCUCCAGAAUGCCUUGAUAGUCUUGAGAUUUCAUUGUGCCCUGCACAGAUUCAAGGCACCCUGUGCCAGGCGCAGCAAAGCAGCCCCAAAACAUAACCAAGCCUCCUCCAUGUUUCACUGUAGGUAUGUUGUUCUUUUCUUUGAAAGCUUCAUUUUUUCGUCUGUGAACAUAGAGCUGAUGUGACUUGCCAAAAAGCUCCAGUUUUGACGCAUCUGUCCAAAGGACAUUCUCCUAGAAGGAUUGUGGCUUGUCAAUAUGCAUUUUAGCAAAUUCCAGUCUGACUUUUUUGUGUUUCUUUCAAAACUGGAGUCCUCCUGGGUCUUCUUCCAUGGAGCCCACUUUCGCUCAAAAAGUGACGGAUGGUGCGAUCAGAAACUGCCGUCCCUUCACCUUGGAGUUCAGCUUGUAUCUCUUUGGCAGUUAUCCUUGGUUCUUUUUCUACCAUUCGCACUAUCCUUCUGUUCAAUCUGGGGUCGAUUUUCCUCUUGCGGCCGCGCCCAGGGAGGUUGGCUACAGUUCCAUGGACCUUAAACUUCUUAAUAAUAUUUGCAACUGUUGUCACAGGAACAUCAAGCUGCUUGGAGAUGGUCUUGUAGCCUUUACCUUUACCAUGCUUGUCUAUUAUUUUCUUUCUGAUCUCCUCAGACAACUCUCUCCUUUGCUUUCUCUGGUCCAUGUUCAGGGUAGUGCACACAAUGAUACCAAACAGCACAGUGACUACUUUUCUCCAUUUAAAUAGGCUGAAUGACUGAUUACAAGAUUGGAGACAUGUGUGAUACUAAUUAAAGAAACUAAUUAGUUUGAAAUAUCACUAUAAUCCAAUUAUUUAUUAUCUUUUCUAAGGGGUACCAACAGAUGUGUCCAGGCCAUUUUAGAGUAUCUUUGUAGAAUAAGCAAUGAUUCAUCUCUUUUCACAGCUUCUUUGCUUUAUUCUAUGACAUACCAACGGCAUGCAAAUAUACAUGAUAAAAUAGCUUUUCAUUUCAUCACUUUUCAGGAGGAAUGAAGCAUUAUUUCAAUGAGCUGUAAGGGUACCAACAAAUUUGAGCACGUCUGUAUUUGAAAGAUCAUUGGUCUUGUGUCUCAAAAUGAACACUUAAUGCAGAGAGUCUACGAAUCAUACAUGAUGGUCAAAAAACUGAAGCUAUGUAAGAAAAACUGCAAAAACUGAACAAAGAGAGAGUACUUGAGGACUGUAAAAUACCUUACAUAACAGAAUGAAGUUUAAUAGUUAAUGCCACAAGCACAGGUGCUAUGCUGCUUGUUACUAGACAUGUGCCUUGUGUGAUUUUAUUUCACAAUCGAAACAAUAGGAUUACUCAGUGUAGCACGCUGUAUUCUACUUAAGAUGUUUAACUAUUAUUGCAGUACCCAAAAAUAUCGUGUGGGGUAAAAGAGUACACCAUAUCAUAGCUUCCCGUAGAGGUGCUGCAUUUAGAGAAUCCAGAUAACUUUGUUUUUUAACCAAAUGAACAUCAUGAAAAACAUUAUUCAGCCAAUUACCAACAACAUUGUAGGUUGAGAAUUAAAUUUGACAAACUGACAGAACAAGUUCAUUUUCAGCCCAAUAUAUUUGCAAUCAAAAAACCAAAGAUGCGUGGAAACUGAAUGUUUAAUAUAAAGCAUUUUGAUCAAAGUGCGACUAUUGAGAAUUGUAACAGGUAUAUCGGAUUUUAAAAGACAAAUACAAAUGUGUAUCAAAGCAGUUUAAGAUUUACAACAGAAAUGUAAAAUAUAUUCUGACAAUCAGUUCAUUGUGUUUUUUAAACUUACAUUUGCAUUAACAGAAGUUGGCACAUAACAAGUUAAUUUGUUUUGCAUCGUGUUAACUGACAUAAACAGCAAAGCACACUUGCCAUACUUAAUACCAUUGUAAUAAAUAGCAUAUUUUUAUUUAAAAAAA